Phragmites australis (common reed) is the source of this 773-nucleotide messenger RNA. Its product is annotated as oil body-associated protein 2A. The record is from RefSeq and is a predicted model, not a curated record. Bases 1 to 753 code for a protein of 250 amino acids. Lineage: Eukaryota; Viridiplantae; Streptophyta; Magnoliopsida; Poales; Poaceae. The transcript has 2 exons.
AUGGCGUCCAGCGACGAGAAGCCACGGCAAUCUCCGGCCUCGGCGGCCGGUGGCGACACCGCGCCCCCGGGGCAGCCGACCACGGUGGCGUCCAAGGUGCUGGACAUGGGCGCGGCGGCGUUGCAGUCGCUGCGCCCCGUGAAGCAGGUGAAGCAGCACGUGUGCACGUUCGCGCUGUACUCACACGACCCGAAGCGGCAGGUGGAAACGCACCACUACGUCUCCCGCCUCAACCAGGACGUCCUCCAGUGCGCCGUCUACGACUCCGACAGCCACGACGCUCGCCUCAUCGGCGUGGAGUACAUCGUGUCGAGGCAGAUCUUCGACUCGCUGCCGGCGGAGGAGCAGCGGCUGUGGCACUCGCACGCGCACGAGAUCAAGGCGGGGCUGUGGGCUAGCCCGCGCGUGCCGGCCAUGCUGGAGAAGCCGGAGCUGGACCACAUGGCCACCACGUUCGGCAAGUUCUGGUGCACCUGGCAGGUGGACCGCGGCGACAAGCUCCCGCUCGGCGCGCCCGCGCUCAUGGUGUCGCCGCAGGCCGACCCCGCGGCAACCGUGCGCCCCGACCUCGUGCGGAGGCGCGACGACAGGUACGGCUUCUCCACGGAGGAGCUCCGCGCCGCCAGGGUCGACGUCGAGGCGCCCGCCGAGGAGCACCCGGGCCAGGCGGCCGACUACUGGCUCCGGCACCGCAAGGGGUUCGCCGUCGACGUCGUGCCGCACGAGAUGAAGCGCCACGCGCCGUUCCCGUGAGCACUUCAACUUGUUCCCAU